AUGACUAGCGAAAUUACUCAAAGUUCAGUUAAAGAUGUUUCAAACUUACUUGAAAAUUCAAGUUAUGAUGUAAGAAUUAAAGUCGGUGAAGAACCAGAUAUUAAAGAAUUUGAAGCACACUAUAUAGUCUUAUCGUCAAGAUCAAGAUAUUUUAAAAAUGCGUUAUCAUCGCGAUGGGCAAAGAAGGAGGAUGGAAUCAUCAUUUUUAAUAAACCUAAUAUUUCACCGUCUGUAUUUGAAAUUCUCAUAAACUAUAUUUAUACAGGAACAUUUUCAAUUAAGAAUAAUAUUAGUUUUAUUGACAUUUUUAUAGCAGCUGAUGAGAUUGAAUUAUUUGAAGUUAAUCAACUAGCUAAAAAACAGUUGCUUGAAUUUGAAUCAGCUUGGAAAUUUCCAAAAGAUUUUAUUACAAUAUGUAAAUACGAUGUUUUCACGGAUUUAUAUACAAUUGCAUUAGAACUUGUAUUUGUUACUCGAUAUAAAAAACUUCUGCCUGAUAAUCUUCUCGAUAAACUUUAUGAAUAUUUUUUAAGAUAUCCAUCUAAUGUUUUAUCAAAAAGAGAAUCAGCAUAUCCUUUCAAUUCUAAAAUUAUUAGUGCUAAAGAUGCAGCAUUAAUAGCAAGAUGGAUUGAUAAAGAACAAGAAGGGCGCUAUCAUUUUAAAGAUAUACCUUUCAAAUUUGAUCUAAUUUAUCGUGCAAGCCUUGAAGAUUUUAGCAUUGAUAAGUUCCAUAGCAAAUGCGAUAAUAAAGGACCAACAGUUGUUAUAAUUAAAGUUCGAAACUCAGGAGAAGUCAUUGGCGGAUAUAAUCCAUUAAAUUGGCGUAGUAUGGAAUUAAUGAAAAAUGGAAAUUUACCAUUUAAUGUCUACAAUGAUUAUAAAUGCGAAACAUCAAGAAGUUUUAUAUUUUCAUUAUUUUCAUUAUCAAAUGGAACAAUUCCCAAAUUAAGUCAUGUCACUUCUAAAAAAGAAGCAAUUAUUUGGUCUAUAGAUAAAGGCCCAUGUUUUGGUUUACAAGAUUUGUGGAUAUUGUAUGAUCAUUCACAGAAUGUUGCUUCUGGUAGAUGUAAAAAGCACUCUUAUAAUGUAGGAAUUAUUGAUAAAGAUACUUUUGAAAUUGAGGAAUAUGAAAUAUUUCAAAUUACUGAUAAAAAAUUCUUACCUAAAAUAUUUAAUCCUAUUGUGAAAAGAUGGAAAAGAUGU
This is a messenger RNA of Racocetra persica, 1203 nucleotides long. The record is from the annotation of a GenBank genome assembly. Lineage: Eukaryota; Fungi; Glomeromycota; Glomeromycetes; Diversisporales; Gigasporaceae.